AAGCGAAAUCACGUGUGCUUCGAUGUUCCCAUUACUAAGAGUCUACGAGCGAAGUCAGUUCUGUUCCCUCGAAUAUUUCCCCCCUUUGCCCAAAACACUCCGAUUCUGACUUUCAUUUUCAUCGUAUCGGAUCUCUGUCCUUUCUUGUUUAGCGCUUUCUAAAGUUCUGAAAAUGGCCUCCCAAGCACGAAGAACGGCGUUCCCUAAAGUACUUAUAGAGAGAGAUACAGACUCCGAACAAAGCUCUACAGACGAAGACGAAGGAGAAGAAGACCCGCCAUCAGAAGAAGACAGUGGAAACGAAAAUGAUGAGAAAAAUGAUGUUUUCAGUGAUUCCAAAAAGAAAGGGAAAUCACCCAUUACUGUCAGUCUCAAGAAAGUCUGUAAGGCUUGUAAGAGAACGGGCCAUGAAGCAGGGUUUAAGGGGGCUACUUAUAUUGAUUGCCCGAUGAUGCCUUGCUUUCUUUGCAAAAUGCCUGGUCAUACUACAAUGACAUGCCCACAUAGGGUAGCUACAGAGCAUGGGGUUAUCCCAGCACCCCAUAUUAAUACUCAGAACCCCGUGGAAUUCAUAUUUGAGCGCCAACUUAGACCUCGAAUUACUCCUAUCAAGCCGGCAUAUUUGAUCCCCGAUCAAGUCAAUUGUGCUGCUAUCCUAUACCACAGUAGAAGAAUAACGUGUUUGGAAUUCCAUCCCACCAACAAUCACAUCCUUUUGUCAGGGGAUAAGAAAGGACAACUCGGAGUUUGGGAUUUUGAUAAAGUGCAUGAAAAGACGGUUUACGGAAACAUACACUCAUGUAUUCUCAAUAAUAUGAGGUUCAGUCCUGCAAAUGACGGUACAAUAUACGCUGCUUCCUCGGAUGGAACUAUCUGUUGCUCUGACUUGGAGACUGGGAUUUCAUCAUCUUUAAUGAUUAAUCUUGAUGGUUGGCAUGGGCCGAAGACUUGGAGGAUACUUUAUGGCAUGGAUAUCAAUUCGGAGAAAUGUGUUGUGCUUGUGGCUGAUAACUUUGGUUUCCUCUACUUGGUGGAUAGUCGCUCCCACAACCAAACAGGAAACGCAGUUAUGAUUCAUAAGAAAGGAAGGAAAGUUGUUGGCCUACACUGUAAUCCUCUCCAACCGGAUCUUUUGUUGAGUUGCGGAAAUGAUCAUUUUGCUCGUAUGUGGGAUAUGCGUCAAUUAGAAGCUGGAUCUGCCCUUGCUAGUCUCCAGCAUGGACGUGUUGUGAACUCUGCUUAUUUCUAACCAUUGUCUGGCACCAAAAUCCUUACCACAUCUCAAGAUAAUCACAUUCAUAUAUGGGAUUCCAUCUUCCGUGAUUUGGACUCACCAAGUAGGGAAAUUGUACAUAGUCAUGAUUUCAAUCGACAUUUGACUUCUUUCCGAGCUGAAUGGGAUCCCAAGGAUCCGUCGGAGUCUCUAGCUGUUAUUGGCUGAUGCAUAAGUGAAAAUUAUAAUGGAACUGCUCUACAUCCCAUUGAUUUCAUAGAUAUCAACACGGGGCAGUUAGCAGCUGAGGUUAUGGAUCCGAACAUUACUACUAUUAGCCCUGUGAACAAAAUACAUACACGAGAUGAUGUUUUGGCAACGGGUAGUUCAAGGUCUCUUUUUAUUUGGAGACCGAAGGAGAAGCAUGAUGUUGCAGAACGGCUAGAAACGAGGAAAAUCGUCGUCUUUGGAGGAGAUGAGAAAAAGCUGGGCAAAAGGUCCAAGGAUGAUUAUGAUGACGAUUCAGAUGAUGGUAAAUUCAACUUCAAAGGAAAGAACGUGAAGGUCAAGAAAUCCACGAAGCAAACAACCCAUCGGAAGGAGAAAAGUUGAGUAAAGAACAUCGUCGUAGACCUCUUUGUUAAUUUUUUGUGUGUCGACGAAGUAGUUACUUUAUUUUUUUUGUUUUGAAAGCUUCCAUCGGCAAAUCAGC
Hibiscus syriacus is the source of this 1925-nucleotide messenger RNA. Its product is annotated as protein DAMAGED DNA-BINDING 2. The record is from RefSeq and is a predicted model, not a curated record. Gene Ontology annotation, biological process: DNA repair; response to UV. Gene Ontology annotation, molecular function: protein binding; damaged DNA binding. Lineage: Eukaryota; Viridiplantae; Streptophyta; Magnoliopsida; Malvales; Malvaceae. Gene Ontology annotation, cellular component: Cul4-RING E3 ubiquitin ligase complex; nucleus. The transcript has 11 exons.